AUGUUACACAAAGAACUCAACAACAGCAACAUGUCUCUCCCCCUCCUCUUCACGAUCCCGCCCUCGAACCGCCAUGAAUUCCUCCUGCUCGACACAUCCUCCAAGAUCACGCUGAAGUCGCUCAACGCGCAGAUCACUUCUACAAUCUCAUCGAGUCCCAACUGCGCCGAAUGUACGUCGAAGCCGAACACACCAUACCAGACAGACAGCUUGGGACUUAUCGCUAACGAUGAAACCACAGUCAUGGCGAAGCACAAGGCCGCCGACGGCCCCAAAGAGACGAUCCAAGAGUUCAGGAUACACUGGGAUACCAAGACACGGGAUGGAAAGAUCUGGCCCGAGUACACUGUUGUGACGGAUGAGAACUUCCCGGCGAUAUUGGAGUUGUUGAAGGCGAAUCCCGUCAUGGGCGUACUGGAGAUUAAGCUGGGUAGUUCGGAUUAG
Alternaria ethzedia is the source of this 444-nucleotide messenger RNA. RefSeq lists its product as uncharacterized. The coding region runs from base 1 to 444 and encodes 147 amino acids. NCBI's taxonomy places the organism in Eukaryota, Fungi, Ascomycota, Dothideomycetes, Pleosporales, Pleosporaceae. The transcript is spliced from 2 exons. The record is from RefSeq and is a predicted model, not a curated record.